AUGUUUUCACAACCAAGCAUUAAACGCGCUUGCGUAUUCGCUCUAGGCCUUAUUGCCACGACAAUUUCCCCUGUCGCUGCUGGGCCCUGCGACCUCUAUUCCUCGGGUGGCACGGCCUGCAUCGCGGCCCAUAGCACUACUCGCGCCCUAUAUGGCGCCUACACCGGCUCACUCUACCAGGUGAAACGCGGCUCUGAUAAUACCACAACUAUUAUCGUGCCGCUCACCGCUGGUGGUGUCGCUAAUGCCGCAGCCCAAGAUACCUUUUGCGCUAGCACGACCUGCCUUAUCACGAUCAUUUACGAUCAGUCCGGCCGCGGGAAUCACCUUACUCAGGCUCCGCCAGGUGGCUUUGACGGCCCGGAAACCAAUGGCUACGACAACUUGGCUAGCGCGAUUGGCGCACCAGUCACACUAAACGGUCAGAAGGCGUACGGCGUCUUCAUCUCGCCCGGUACUGGCUACCGCAACAACGCCGUUAGCGGCUCAGCUACAGGCGACGCGGCAGAAGGAAUGUAUGCGGUUCUCGACGGGACUCACUACAAUGGUGAAUGCUGCUUCGACUAUGGUAAUGCGGAGACAAGCAGCCACGAUACUGGAAAUGGUCAUAUGGAAGCCAUCUACUUUGGCGACAACACAGUUUGGGGAACUGGCGCUGGAAGUGGCCCUUGGGUCAUGGCCGAUCUCGAGAAUGGGUUAUUCUCGGGCGAGAGCGCUACCAGCAAUACUGCGGACCCAUCCAUCUCCUACCGGUUCGUUACUGCGAUCGUUAAAGGGGAGCCAGACGAAUGGGCGAUCCGUGGAGGUAACGCUGCGUCCGGAUCGUUGUCAACGUACUACAGUGGCGUGCGCCCAAGCGUGUCUGGCUAUAACCCGAUGAGCAAAGAGGGCGCUAUCAUUCUUGGCAUCGGGGGCGACAAUAGUAACAGCGCGCAAGGUACAUUUUACGAGGGCGUGAUGACCACAGGCUAUCCGACAGACGCCACCGAGGCCUCAGUGCAGGCCAAUAUCGUAGCCGCCAAAUACGUCACGGGGGCAUUAACCAGCGGCUCUGCGCUCACCGUUGGAUCCUCCAUCUCGCUGCGGGCUACUACAGCGUGCUGUACGACCUAUUAUAUCGCACAUACUGGUUCCACCGUUAACACCCAAGUCGUCUCGUCGUCUAGCACAACUGCUCUCCAAGAGCAGGCCAGCUGGACGGUUCGCACUGGUCUUGGCAACAGCGCUUGCUUCUCUUUCGAGUCCGUCGAUACACCCGGCAGCUAUAUACGGCAUUCAGCCUUCACUCUCGUGCUCAACGCUAACGACGGCACCAAGCUGUUCUACGAAGACGCCACAUUCUGCCCUCAGUCUGGCCUUAGCGGUACAGGCACCUCGAUACGAUCCUGGAGCUAUCCUACCCGUUACUUCCGCCACUAUGAAUAUGUUGGCUAUGCUGCGAGCAACGGUGGGGUCCAUGCCUUUGACGCCGCAGCCUCAUUCAACGAUGACGUGAGCUUCGUGAUCAGCUCUGGCUUCGCUUCUUGA
This is a messenger RNA of Lachnellula hyalina, 1527 nucleotides long. RefSeq names its product putative alpha-L-arabinofuranosidase B (gene abfB). The record is from RefSeq and is a predicted model, not a curated record. The transcript has a single exon. Gene Ontology annotation, molecular function: alpha-L-arabinofuranosidase activity. Bases 1 to 1527 code for a protein of 508 amino acids. Lineage: Eukaryota; Fungi; Ascomycota; Leotiomycetes; Helotiales; Lachnaceae. Gene Ontology annotation, biological process: L-arabinose metabolic process; pectin catabolic process; arabinan metabolic process.